This is a messenger RNA of Lachancea nothofagi CBS 11611, 1173 nucleotides long. The record is from the annotation of a GenBank genome assembly. Lineage: Eukaryota; Fungi; Ascomycota; Saccharomycetes; Saccharomycetales; Saccharomycetaceae.
AUGACCGACAUUGAUAAGACUUCCGCGCUUUUGUUGGAUGUGGUAUGGCAAGCCAUUGACGUUAAAGGGACAGGCUACGUUUAUGGGAGAGAUUUCUCCCUGGUAGUGUCGAAAAUGGAAGAAAUACUCAAUAAGGGAAGAUCAGGGAGUGAGAGAGCUACUUUGGUUUCUAAAACUGGCGAAGAGAUCCUCAAGAAGUUCAGCAGUGACCAGGAGUUCUUUAAGGUAUACAAAGAAGACUUUUGCGAGCUUUUCAAUGGUCUCAUCGGGACGAGUUUCAGAAACGCGGUUCAGAGGUUUACGGGAAAUGGAUCGUUGACCUUUUUGCGAAACGAGCACCAAACAACAAGCUUUUAUGACAAUGAGAAAACGCCAGUAGAUUCCGAGGCAUUGCGAGAGGAAGUUCUCGCUUUGAAAAGAACAAUCAGCGAAUUACAGAAGUGGAAUUCUGAAAAAGAACAUGAUAUUUCUUCAAAGAACGAAGUGCUAGCAGAACUGCGACAAAGUAACGGGUCGCCCUCUGGUAGCCCAAUGCGCAAGGUGGGGAGCAGGACUCUAGAAGCGCAGGUCGCGACUUUAAAAGAAGAACUCAACUUCAAAGAUGGCAUUAUCCGAGAAAAGGAUCGCGAGUUACUAAGUAUGACGGAAAAACUUGAAGACUUCAAGAACAAGUACGAGUUUUUGGAAAGAGGCUUCCAAUUCUAUAAAGACCAUGGUGAAUUGCAAAAGCCAGAGGCUAUCAAGGAGGCUACAAAACACGAAUUUAUCAUAUCAGAACUCAGGCGAAAGAUUCAAGAUCAAAGUGAACUGAUUGGCGCAAUGCGUACUCAGGUAGAGUCUAGAAAAGUUGCUUUACCUGCAAUGAGGGAGAAAAGUGUGGAAGCCAGCUUACCCGAUUUAUUUUCGCUAUCCACGGUUUUAAAGUACAUUGUUGGGGCAAUUUUUCUGGUAUUGGCAAUUAAUAUUCUCUUAUACUCCAUGGCAUUCUUGAAGUCACUUAUCAAGCUCAAUCCCUCACAAGAGCUUAAUUCUAAGAUCAAGUUAAAAUGGUGGGAGCAGAGCUCUGUGUUAAGCAAAGUACAUUGGUUUUUCACAGAUUUUUUCGAAUACGAUUGGGAUCCGGCAUCUGAUGAAGUUCUUAGUGCUAACUAUGAUAAACUUUUUGGUGUUUGA